UAGAAUGCCGGUGCAAGUACCCAUUUCUUCUGUUCGUAGAGUGCACGGUAACUCUUCUUAUGCUGGUUCUCACACUGAAUCUAAAGAAAAGCAUGCCGGGAGUGGUGUAUAUAAACAAAGAUUAAUUAGUGGUGAUCAAGAAGCUGGGCUGCAUGAAGAUAACAUUGAUUUGAAACGUGAAUCCAACCAGAUCAGUAACAGAAGUGAUGGUCUGACAUUAGAUGGGUCAUCAGUAAACAGGCGUCUGCAGGGUAGUGGCAUAUCACCCUACCGUAGGGAAUGUUCUGAGUCUAUCCUUCAUGAUGGAAAAUGUUCUCUUGGUAUUCCUGAGAAAGCUAAGAGUUCCAAGGAGACUAGUAGCUCGGAUAAAUAUAGAAAAGGCCGCAGCUUUCUGGAAUGGGAAGCGGGCUUAGGAUGUCCUGUGGUUGAGAAGACACUGUUAUGUUGA
This is a messenger RNA of Rosa rugosa (rugosa rose), 448 nucleotides long. RefSeq lists its product as uncharacterized. The transcript has 2 exons. NCBI's taxonomy places the organism in Eukaryota, Viridiplantae, Streptophyta, Magnoliopsida, Rosales, Rosaceae. The record is from RefSeq and is a predicted model, not a curated record. Bases 5 to 448 code for a protein of 147 amino acids.